Molecule: messenger RNA, 1383 nt
Organism: Moneuplotes crassus
Lineage: Eukaryota; Ciliophora; Spirotrichea; Euplotida; Euplotidae
Source: the annotation of a GenBank genome assembly
AUGAACUUGAAGACAACACACAGACAAAAGCAGAAAUGUGAGAAAUGCUUUAAAAAGACGGCCACUAGAGCAUGCCUUGCUUGUGGCUUAGGAGAGAACUUCUUUUACUGCACUAAAUGCGAUGAUAAAUGACACCAGACCAAGUACAAAAAGAAGCACCAAAGGAAGGAUCUACACCCUCAAGAAAGAAGAGACCAGAAUCGUGGAAGGAGCGAAGAUUUAGCCAUUGGAAGAAUAAAUGAAAACCUUCACAACGAUCAGGCACUUUCUCCAAUAAGAUCUCCUAUAACUCCAACUGAAUACAUAAAUGCAUUUACUAAUCCACCCAAGGUUGAGGUGGAAGUCAGUUGUCCUGAAUAUAGAGAUGCAGAAAGUGCCUGUAAGAUCGAUACAAGAAAUAUGUGAACUCAGACAGAUGAAAAUUUAGAAGAAAUACACCCUUUACCAGAAUUAUUGGUUUCAAAUAAUCUGGUUAGGACCAGACCUGCGUUUACGCGGACUCAGAAGAGGAACAGAGCAAAGACACUCAAGAACUCUCGAGAAGGAUCAGUGGAUACAUUACAAAAAUGUGAUUUUAAGGAUAUAAAGGAUCCUUAUGGAUCUAAUGGCUUUAAAGGGUUUAAAUACCCCAAUAAUCCUGCUGACGUUCAAGCACUACAAGGCUCAUUUAAGAAGCUGGGAUCUAUUAUCUCAACUAUCGAUCUUGAAGACAAGGAAAAUUUUGAUGAAAACAUCAGAAACAACAGGAUUGACCAUAAGCUAAAUUUCAAUACUUCUGGCUCAAUAUGUCAGAAUUAUGAACAGAAGGUCACACAGCUACGUGAGAAAUAUAAGAAGAGUCUGAGAAAUCUGAAGAAGUCCUUCAUGUCUCAACUGACAGAUCUUAAGACUGAAAUUGCGAGAAGUGAGAUUACUCAUCAGAAGAAUAAAGUUACCUUUGUUGACUUACAGAAUAAGAUCGACUCUUUAGAGAAGCAGGUUUCAGUGCAAAAGCUGGAAAUUUUGGAAAAGGAUUCAAUCAUUGAGAGUCUCCAGACAGCAAGAUUUAAUCUCAGAAGUAUAAAAGGAAGUACUAAUAGAACUAUUUCUCAGUAUCAAGAACAGAUUGACUUCCUUAAGCAAAAGUUUGAAGCAGAGCAGAGAAAGAAUAUCGAGCUCGAAGAUCUCCUAAAGGAGUAUAUGAGCAAAUCUAAUUUAGAGCAAAUUCUACAGGAAAAGGACAUUCAGAUAAUGACUCUUACCCAAGAAUUGACAGAUCUAAAAGGCGAGUUCUUUGUAGCACUGAAUGAUAUCCAAAAAGACACUGAACUGCUGAGAAGUCCAGCAGAAAUGGACUUUCAACAAAAAGAAUGAUACUUCAACCACACUGAUAUGCUUGGGUAA